Panicum virgatum (switchgrass) is the source of this 990-nucleotide messenger RNA. RefSeq names its product putative pectinesterase 11. Gene Ontology annotation, molecular function: pectinesterase activity. The record is from RefSeq and is a predicted model, not a curated record. The transcript is spliced from 6 exons. The coding region runs from base 1 to 990 and encodes 329 amino acids. Gene Ontology annotation, biological process: cell wall modification. Lineage: Eukaryota; Viridiplantae; Streptophyta; Magnoliopsida; Poales; Poaceae.
AUGCAAUCCCCAGCAGCUGGGAGCUGUCUGUUACUCCUCGUCGUCGUCACCGUCCUUGCGGCGGGCUCGGCUUCCGCCGCCACCCUCGCGCCGGUGGAGUUCAGCAUCGUCGACUAUGCGAGAUCGGACGAACGGGUACUCACUGUUACUGUUGACCAGUCGGGCAAGGGCAACUACACCAGGAUACAGGACGCGAUCAACGCCGUUCCCGUCCCGGGAAGCAGCAGGUCCGCUGGCGGGGUCCUCAUCGAGAUAAUGCCGGGCACUUACAGGCGAGUAAACAUGCAUUUAUCACCCUGCAAUUUCAUGGAUAUGCAAGCUAAUCUAGCUGGAUCGACCAGUCAGGCUCAGUAUUACGAGAAAGUCGUGGUGAACAAGAGCAAAAUCUCCCUUAUCGGUAUGAGCGCCAGCUCUACCAUCGUCACAUGGAGUGGAAAAUGGACCACCUAUGGCGAAAGCGCGACUCUCUCCGUGUUGGCCUCUGACUUCGUCGCCGGCAACAUUACAUUUCAGAACACGUAUGGCCGCGGCACGCCGGCGCUUGCUGCGAGGGUUACCCGAGACAGGGCUGCGUUCUACGGAUGCAGAUUUGUGUCGUACCAGGACACAAUUCUAGAUGACAAAGGGCUCCACUAUUACUCUGAUUGUUACGCGCAGGGCGCUACAGACUUCAUAUUCGGCCCAGGCAAGGCCUUCUUUGAGAAGUGCCACUUGCACUCCACCUCGACAGAGCACGGAGCAUUCACAGCGCAGGGGCGGCCAGCGGCAUCGGAGAAUUCAGGAUUCAGUUUUGUCGAGUGCAGCUUGACUGGCGUCGAGGCCAGCAAGUCCAUCCUGGGGCGGCCGUGGCGCGCUUACGCCCUGGUUGUGUUUGCCCGCUGCAACAUAUCCAACACGGUGGAUCCGGUGGGAUGGAACAACUGGGAUACACCUACGAAUGAGAGGACGGCAUUCUUCGGCCAGUUCCAGUGCUACGGCGAAGGAUCCUGA